Messenger RNA from Balaenoptera musculus (blue whale), 3376 nucleotides. It is a transcript of the gene SCIN, whose product is annotated as scinderin. Gene Ontology annotation, molecular function: actin filament binding; phosphatidylinositol-4,5-bisphosphate binding. The coding region runs from base 400 to 2547 and encodes 715 amino acids. The record is from RefSeq and is a predicted model, not a curated record. The transcript has 16 exons. Gene Ontology annotation, cellular component: cytoplasm; actin cytoskeleton. Lineage: Eukaryota; Metazoa; Chordata; Mammalia; Artiodactyla; Balaenopteridae. Gene Ontology annotation, biological process: barbed-end actin filament capping; actin polymerization or depolymerization; actin filament severing.
UUUUUUAAACGAUGCGCCAACCUGAGUUUUAAUUGUUGAUCUCCUCCAGCUAUUGCCUGGGAAAAUGUCCUUCCUUGGAGGAGGCAUUUCCAGGAGUUUCAGCAAGUUUCCUUAGGAUCUUAUGAUUUCUGAGAUUCGAUUUCCUUCGGGCUGCGGGGGAAGGACGUAGGAGGUUGAUACCAGGCGCUACGCUUCGGAGGAGAACCGAUCGCCUACUCUAAAGCAACUCCGGCCUGAGCACUUAGCCCCUCCCGUUUGGGGGUCCCGGGGCUCCGCCCCCGCAGAGCAAACCCUAUAAAACCGCUGCGACCAGGGUUCUUCCUGCCGGUCUGGGUUCAGUCCGACUUCAGGGUCAGCGAGGUACCCCGCCAACUUCCCGGAGCAUCGCGUGCCCGAGCCAUGGCCCAGGGGCUGUACCACAAGGAGUUCGCCCGGGCGGGCAAGCAGGCGGGGCUGCAUGUCUGGAGGAUCGAGAAACUGGAGCUGGUGGCCGUGCCCGAGAGCGCUUACGGUGACUUCUACGUCGGGGAUGCGUACCUGGUGCUACACACGACCCAGGCCAGGCGGGGCUUCACGUACCGCCUGCACUUCUGGCUCGGAAAGGAGUGUACUCAGGAUGAAAGCACAGCAGCUGCCAUCUUUACUGUGCAGAUGGAUGACUAUUUGGGUGGCAAGCCCGUGCAGAAUAGAGAACUUCAAGGCUAUGAGUCUAUGGAUUUUGUUGGCUACUUCAAAGGAGGUCUGAAAUACAAGGCUGGAGGCGUGGCGUCUGGACUCAAUCAUGUUCUCACAAAUGACUUGACCGCCCAGAGGCUCCUGCAUGUGAAAGGUCGGAGAGUGGUCAGGGCCACAGAAGUUCCUCUAAGCUGGGACAGUUUCAACAAGGGUGACUGCUUCAUCAUUGACCUUGGCACUGAAAUUUACCAGUGGUGUGGAUCCUCUUGCAACAAAUAUGAGCGUCUGAAGGCCAGCCAGGUUGCCAUUGGCAUUCGGGACAAUGAAAGGAAAGGAAGAUCUCAACUAAUUGUGGUGGAAGAAGGGCAUGAAACAUCAGAGCUUAUAACGGUUUUAGGGGAAAAGCCGGAGCUUAGGGAUGGAGAAGAGGAUGACGACAUUAUAGCAGACAUAACUAACAGGAAAAUGGCUAAACUCUACAUGGUUUCAGAUGCCAGUGGCUCCAUGAAAGUGAGCAUGGUGGCAGAAGAAAACCCCUUCUCCAUGGCGAUGCUGCUUUCUGAAGAAUGCUUCAUUUUGGACCACGGUGCUGCAAAACAGAUUUUUGUAUGGAAAGGUAGAGAUGCUAAUCCCCAUGAGAGAAAGGCUGCCAUGAAGACAGCUGAAGAAUUCCUAGAACAAAUGCAUUAUUCUACUAAUACUCAGAUUCAAGUUCUUCCAGAAGGAGGUGAAACACCAAUCUUCAAACAGUUCUUUAAGGACUGGAGAGAUAAAGAUCAGAGUGAUGGCUUUGGGAAAGUAUACGUCACUGAGAAAGUGGCUCAGAUAAAACAAAUUCCAUUUGACGCCUCAAAAUUACACAGUUCUCCACAAAUGGCAGCCCAGCAUAAUAUGGUGGAUGAUGGUUCUGGCAAAGUGGAGAUUUGGCGUGUAGAAAACAAUGGUAGGAUCGAAAUUGACCGAAACUCGUAUGGUGAAUUCUAUGGUGGUGACUGCUACAUUAUACUCUACACUUAUCCCAGAGGACGGAUUAUCUACACCUGGCAAGGAGCAAAUGCCACGAGGGAUGAGCUGACGACCUCCGCCUUCCUGACCGUUCAGUUGGAUAGAUCCCUUGGAGGACAGGCUGUGCAGAUCCGAGUCUCCCAAGGCAAAGAACCUGCUCACCUGCUGAGUUUGUUCAAAGACAAACCGCUCAUUAUUUACAAGAACGGAACAUCAAAGAAAGGAGGUCAGGUGCCGGCCCCCCCUACACGCCUCUUUCAAGUCCGAAGAAACCUGGCAUCGAUCACCAGAAUUGUGGAGGUAGAUGUUGAUGCAAAGUCAUUGAAUUCCAAUGAUGUUUUUGUCCUGAAACUACGACAAAAUAAUGGCUACAUCUGGAGAGGAAAAGGGGCCAGCCAGGAGGAGGAGAAGGGAGCAGAGUAUGUGGCAAGUGUCCUCAAAUGUAAAACCACGAGGAUGCAGGAAGGCAAGGAACCAGAGGAGUUUUGGAAUUCCCUUGGAGGGAAAAAAGACUACCAGACCUCUCCCCUGCUAGAAACCCAGGCUGAAGACCAUCCACCUCGGCUUUACGCCUGCUCCAACAAAACUGGAAGAUUCUUUGUUGAAGAGGUUCCAGGAGAGUUCACCCAGGAUGAUUUAGCAGAAGAUGAUGUCAUGUUACUAGAUGCUUGGGAACAGAUUUUUAUUUGGAUUGGAAAAGACGCCAAUGAAGUUGAGAGAUCAGAAUCUCUGAAGUCUGCCAAAAUAUACCUUGAGACAGACCCUUCUGGAAGAGACAAGGGGACGCCGAUUGUCAUCAUAAAACAGGGCCAUGAGCCAUCUACAUUCACAGGCUGGUUCCUGGGCUGGGAUUCCAGCAGGUGGUAAACUGAGUUUUGUAGGAAAAAGCAAGCAAACAAACAUUAUGGGGCAGCUGUCCCAUUGCUGUUUGGUGGGGAGAAAGGGGGAGUUGUUUGUUUGACUUUAGAAAAUUAACCUCAGCCAUGUGGCUAUUUUUUAAUGCUUAGUACUGGUUUGAAAUUUCUUUUAAACUGGAAUUUUCUUACGUUAAUGUUUUUAAAUAACUUAAAGUAAACUUUUGUUAUGGACCAGUAUUAGCUCUGCUGGAUGCUGGCUUAUAUCUUUUAUAUGACCUUUUAAAGGAGAAAAGCUACGCGCAGUCUAGGGGAGUUUGUCAGGAAAUUUUACAAUUCAGGAGUGAUUAGCCAAACUUGUACUUUAAUAUAUCAGAGAAGAAACUUAUAAAUGCCUUUGAGGUUAUUCUCCUUUCUGUGUGUUGUGUUCAGAAGAAUCGCAUAGUUGCAGUAAGGUUUCCAUUAAGAUAGCUUUAAAAGUUUGUUGUUUUCCUUCUUUAGCCAAUGUGACUUUGAUACCAUUAACUCUUAAGUGUCAUUUUCUUUUCUUUUUUUUUAACUUUUUGGCCGCACCCCACGGCACGUGGGAUCUUAGUUCCCCAACCAGGGAUUGAACCCACGCCUCCUGCAUUGGAAGGCAGAGUCUUGACCACCGGGGAAGUCCCAAGUGUCAUUUUCUAGGAGAAACUUCACCUUUUUGGCCUUUUAAAAAGCCUUUGAAAGCACAGCUCUUUCAUGACAAAAUAAUUUGUAUUCAUAUCCACUUUUAUAUAUAUCUAUAUAUUUGACAGUACAUGUUUAAUAUCACAAAAGAUAUGUACAAAAAUAUCUCACUAAUCCUG